Molecule: messenger RNA, 1405 nt
Organism: Williopsis jadinii
Lineage: Eukaryota; Fungi; Ascomycota; Saccharomycetes; Phaffomycetales; Wickerhamomycetaceae
Product: gamma-butyrobetaine hydroxylase
Exons: 1
Coding region: 45-1298 (417 amino acids)
Biological process (GO): carnitine biosynthetic process
Cellular component (GO): mitochondrion
Molecular function (GO): oxidoreductase activity
Source: RefSeq, a predicted model, not a curated record
AUUUCUCCAUGGAAGGGAUAGCACAGUUGGGUUAAACCAGUGCAAUGUUGAGAAGAUUGAUAGUUCAGUCAAAGAGAUCUGUUUCACAGCUUGCGAGCUCCGUGAACAAAGGUUCUGUGAAUGUUUCCCCAGCACAGGGGUCGAUCCAGUUCUCAUUUGAUGGGGGAAAUGUCAAAUACUCUUAUACAAAUGCGUUUCUGAGGGAUGCUUCAGAGUCCCAGACCUCCCUUGACGGUAACACAGGUCAAAAGCUGUUCACCACUGGUGAGAUUGGUGAUGUAUUCCCUGUUGAGCUGGGCGUUGUCAACGAUUCAAGCGUCAAAGUGAAAUGGUCUGACGGUGAUGAGUACGUAUACUCGAAGGAGUUCUUGGAGAAGCACUCGACGAGAGAAUCGCAAUUCAGAGGUAGAUACCACGAGGAUCUGGUGACACUGUGGGAUCCUUCUGAUGAGUCCAAAUAUCCGCAGCUGCCAUAUUAUGACUAUCACGAUUAUAUCAACACUCGUGAAACGUUGGCACAAGUUGUGCGUGAUAUGCACAAGUUUGGACUUGCUGUGAUUGGUAACAUUCCUGAUCUUUCUGCUGAGGAGCAAGACAAACAGCUCCUUGUUUCCAAGAUCGGUGGUAGAAUUGGCUAUAUCAGACCAACGUUUUACGGAUAUACCUUUGACGUGAAGUCCAAGCCUGGCGCAACUAACAUUGCAUACACAUCAAAGUUCCUACCACUACACCACGACCUUUGCUAUUACCAGUCUCCACCGGGCUUACAGCUGCUACACUGUAUUAGAAACAGAGCCACCGGUGGUGAGAACGUCUUUGCAGACUCCUUUGCAGCAGCCAAGCACGUUGCCAAAGUCGACCCUGCUGCCUAUGAAGCACUGAAGACCGUUCCUAUCAACUUCCAUUUCAACAGAGAUGGCCAUCACUACUUCCAUUCACAUCCUCUUGUUGUUGAGCGUCAGUUCACUUCCCAGCCUGGGUUCCUGGAAGAGGUGAACUACUCACCGCCUUUCCAAGCGCCUUACGACUACGGCCUGGAGCCAAACACCAAGGAGAGCGAGAUCUUCCAAGACUUCCUCCGUGGUAUGAAGCUGUUUGAAGACUUCAUCAACGAUCCUCUGAACAAGGUCAAGUUCAAGACCGAUGAAGGUACGUGCGUGAUCUUCGACAACAGAAGAGUGCUACACGCACGUGACGAGUUUGACCCUCAGUCCGGGGAAAGAUGGUUGAAAGGUUGUUAUCUCGAUAAGGAUGCCUUCCAAUCCAAAGUGAGAGCUGUGGAGCUCGGUGAUUACUAACUUCCCCCCUCUAAUAGCAUCUCGACUCAUACAUCAAUUUCGUCCUUGUAUGGCGCUUAAUUGUCCAUAGUAUCAGAUAAACAACACAAGAUUACAUACAAACCGCU